AGUCAGAAAUCAAGUCUUCUUAAACAUCUCAAAAUUCACACAGGAGAGAAGCCAUUUUCAUGUUUAGAAUGUGGGAACUGUUUUCGUCAGAAAUCAAAUCUUGUUGAACAUCAGAAAACUCACACAGAAGAGAAACCAUUUUCAUGUUCGGAAUGUGGGAAGUGGUUUAGGAGCCAACAUCAUCUUAAGAUACACCUAAGAACUCAUACUGGGGAGAAGCUAUAUUCAUGUUCAGAAUGUGGGAAAUGUUUUAGUUAUAAAUCAACUCUUGUGAAACAUCAGAGAAUUCAUACAGGAGAGCGUCGAUUUACAUGUCCGGAAUGUGGGAAAUGUUUUAGUGAUACAUCAAGUCUUGCGCAACAUCAAAGAAUUCACACGGGAGAGAAGCCAUUUUCAUGUCCUGAAUGUGAGAAAUGUUUUAAUCAGAAACCAAAUCUUGAUAUACAUCUGGCAACUCACACAGGAGAGAAGUCAUUUUCAUGUUCUGAAUGUGAUAAGUGGUUUGCUCUGAAAUCAAGUCUUAAUAGACAUCAGAGAAUUCACACAGGAGAGAAGCCGUUUCCAUGUCCGGAAUGUGGGAAAUGUUUUAGUGAUAAAUCAAGUCUUGUACGACAUCAGAUAAAUCAUAAAGGAGAGAAGGGAUUUUCAUGUCCCGAAUGUGAGAAGUGUUUUAGUCAGAAAUCUGUUCUUGAGGUACAUCAGAGAAUUCACACUGGGGUUAAGCCAUUUUCAUGUCCUGAAUGUGGAAAGUGUUUUAAUUGGAAAUCAAAUCUUGAUACACAUCUGAGAACUCAUACAGGAGAGAAGCCAUUUUUAUGUCCUGAAUGUGAGAAGUGUUUUAGACAAGAAUCACUACUUAUUUCACAUCUGAGAACUCACACAGGAGAGAAGCCAUAUUCAUGUCCUGAAUGUAGUACGUCAUUUAAAAGUAAACAUCAUCUUGAGUCUCAUAAGAGAACUCACACAGGAGAGAAGCCAUUUUCAUGCGCUGAAUGUGGAAAGUGUUUUGGUGCGAAAUCAAGUUUUGGUAGACACCUAAAAAUUCACACAGGAGAGAAGCCUACUUAAUAUACAGAAUGUGGGAAAUGCUUUGGCUGUAAACUAAAGGGGUUGUCUGGGCUUUUAACCCCUUCACGUAUUAUGAUAUAACUGUACGUCAUCAUGCCUGAGGGGAUGUAUUUGACCUGACAGGGAGUGUAGAUUGCGUCGCACUCGUCAUUUAACCACUCAGGUGCCGCGAUCAACACAGAUCGUGGCACCUGUGAAUGAAGGCAGAGGGAUGCUGCUCCCUCUGGGUGCUGGCACACAGUGCAGUUCUGACAUGCAUUCAGGAUCCAGUUUUUUAUUGUAGCUAGCUUAAAUUACUUAAAUCAUUUCCUAUAUGCAGAACUCCCGGGGUUAACGAGGCUGCCAAACUGGCUAAAUUGAAAACUGCAUCCUGAAUGCAUGUCAGAACUGCACUGUGUGCCAGUACCCUCUGCCUUCCCAUCGGUUGCCAUGGCAGCUUGGACGCUGCUGAAGCGAUCCAGGCCUGCCAUGGCAUUCUCCAUACUGAGCUAUGCACGAUGCACAGCUCAGAAUGGAUAGAGUAAAAAUCCUAUUCACCCUAAGGGCUCAUGCACACAAACGUAUUUUCUCUCCGUGUCUGUUCCUUUUUUUGUGUGUACCGUAUGCAUAACCAUUUACUUCAA
Messenger RNA from Bufo gargarizans (Asiatic toad), 1691 nucleotides. Its product is annotated as oocyte zinc finger protein XlCOF22-like. The annotation marks the transcript as partial. The record is from RefSeq and is a predicted model, not a curated record. The transcript has a single exon. Gene Ontology annotation, molecular function: RNA polymerase II cis-regulatory region sequence-specific DNA binding; DNA-binding transcription factor activity, RNA polymerase II-specific. NCBI's taxonomy places the organism in Eukaryota, Metazoa, Chordata, Amphibia, Anura, Bufonidae. Gene Ontology annotation, biological process: regulation of transcription by RNA polymerase II.